ACGUGAGCGUCAGCCAGUCAGUUGUAGUUUUGAAAGUAUCGUAAGACUCAUCAUUAACAGACCUAAAGAAAUCGAACCCGAAACAAUACAAAAUACACAACUGCAAUUUUCGUUGUGUCAAGAUACGGAUUUGAAUAUGGAAGCGAACGAAGAAGGCGUCACUUCCAUACGUGAAUCUGUAAAAAGUGACACCGACAACUGUGAACACCAUCCAGACAACGUUGGUAGUUCGGCUGCUGAGUCUCUAAGUAAUACAGCAGAUGAAAAUGCAGAGGAAGAGCCAACAGACGUCCAAAAGCUAACGAAAAGGCAGUUGAGAAAACUUAAAAAACACGAAAAAUGGUUGGAAUAUAAGCCCAUUAAAAGAGCUAAAGAUAAAGAGAAGAAAAAGCAAAGACGCAGAGAUGCGAAAGAAAGAGGAGAGGAACCAGCUCCUAGUCGUAAAAAGUUAAAGCUAAAUACCAUGGCCAAGUCUGAUUGUCGUGUGUCUGUGGCUAUCGACUGCUCCUUUGACAACUACAUGUUGGAGAGGGAUAUUCUGAAAUUGGGAAAACAGAUCCGUUGGUGCUAUUCUACCAACAGGAGGGCAGCCAAUCCUGUUCAACUUCAUGUUGUGGGUAUUAAUGGCCAGAUCAAGACUCGACUUGAUGGUGUUGGGGACUACAAAAAUUGGGAUAUUCAUAGUUCAGAGAAAGGUUAUGAGGAACUUUUUGAAAAAGACUCCAUAGUGUAUCUGUCUAGUGAUUCUCCAAACAUCCUUUCUGACCUUGAACCUGAUAAAGUAUACAUUAUUGGUGGACUGGUGGACCAUAACCAUCACAAGGGCCUUUGCUAUCAGGUGGCAGUAGAAAAAGGCUUGGCACAUGCACAGCUUCCAAUAUCAGAAUACAUACAGCUGAAGUCACGUAAAGUACUUACAAUCAACCAUGUAUUUGAAAUUCUACUGAGUUACACAGAAACGAAAGACUGGCAAAAAGCAUUCUACACAGUAUUACCUCAAAGGAAGGGAGUUGAACUGAAGGAUUUAAGUGAUCGUGAACACAAGGAAUCACUUGAUAAGCACUCAAAUGAGGAGGAGGGGGAGGUGUCAGAUGAAGAUCUUUCUAGUGACAACCAGGUGACUACUAACUGUGAUAAUACAGAUUCAGAAAGUCUAAUCGAGCCCACCGAAGGUCAAAACUGCAUAGAAAAGGACAGUGAUAAUAAAGUUGUGUGUGACUCUGACAAAACAGAACAACAAGUAACUUGAACAAAUCUCAUAAUGGAGAAGCAAAAUUAUACCACAACGAUUGUGAUUAAGAUUUAUUGAAUAAAGAAAGAUAACUAUUUACCUGA
Messenger RNA from Ylistrum balloti, 1335 nucleotides. Its product is annotated as tRNA methyltransferase 10 homolog A-like. Gene Ontology annotation, cellular component: nucleoplasm; nucleus. The record is from RefSeq and is a predicted model, not a curated record. NCBI's taxonomy places the organism in Eukaryota, Metazoa, Mollusca, Bivalvia, Pectinida, Pectinidae. Gene Ontology annotation, molecular function: tRNA binding. Bases 137 to 1249 code for a protein of 370 amino acids. Gene Ontology annotation, biological process: tRNA N1-guanine methylation. The transcript has 6 exons.